AUGGCGUGUGUGGCAACCACGACUGCUGCUUCAAGGGUCUUCUUCUGCAGCAACAGGAAGCCCUUCUUCUUCCUCUGUAUAAACCCUAGUAUCAGGUUUAUUGGUUGCAGCAACAACCAUAUAGUUUCUUGUCUGAAAACCCCUAAAAACGAUUCUUCUUCAUCUAUCAGAUGCAUUCAAUCCGCUCAAGACACCCUGGAGACAACGAGAAACGAAGGUAUUUCCUCUGUUUGCGGACUCAAUGUUGUUGACAUUCUUGAGGAAAGAGGUCUCAUUGAAUCGAUUACCAGCGAGAAUCUCAGGUUAGCUUGUUCCAAACCAAAGGUCAGUCCUUUGAAGAUUUACUGUGGUUUUGACCCUAUUGCUGAAAGCUUACACUUGGAAAACUUGCUUGGUAUUAUAGUGUUAUCUUGGUUUCAGAGAUGUGGCCACAAAGCUGUUGCUUUGAUUAGACCAGAAUUAGAUAUAGAAACACUAGAGAAUAACACAGUAGGGAUUGUGAAUACAAUUACUGGGAUUUUAGGUAGAAAGACCUCGAUAUCGACAAUUGGUAAUGAGAAAAUCCAGACCACUGAUAUGGGUUUAUGCGAUUCUUUUGUAAUUUUGAAUAAUUUUGACUGGUGGAAAGACAUCAGCUUAUUGGAUUUUCUACGAAAUGUUGGCCGGUUUGCGAGGAAUGAAGGGGUUAAUGUUCAAAUAGGCGGGAGUGAUCAGUGGGGAAACAUAACUGCUGGGACUGAAUUAAUUUGGAAGAUUCUUCAGGUAGAAGGAGCAUAUGGUUUGACAUUUCCUCUCCUUUUGAAGAGUGAUGGAACCAAAUUUGGCAAGUCUGAAGAUGGUGCUAUCUGGUUGUCUCCCUCAAUGUUGUCACCCUAUAAGUUCUAUCAGUACUUCUUCUCAGUUCUUGAUGUGGAUGUGGUGAGGUUUCUCAAGAUUCUUAUUUUCCUGAGUAUGGAGGAGAUUAGGGAGUUGGAAGAGCAGAUGAAGAAAUCUGGAUAUGUGCCCAAUUCGGCUCAGAGGAGACUCGCAGAAGAAGUAACUCGAUUUGUUCAUGGUGAAGAAGGACUGCUGGAGGCCUUGAAGGAUGCUGAAGCAUUGAGGCCUGGAGCUGAGACAAAGUUGGAUUGGAAAACCAUUGAAGAGAUUGCUGGGGAUGUCCCUUCUUGUUCUUUGGCUUCUAAUCAAGUCUUGAAUGCUUCUCUGGUUGAUCUCUCUGUUUCCACUGGUUUGUUUGAGAGUAAGUCAGCUGCCCGCCGCCUCCUUAAGCAAGGUGGGCUCUACUUAAACAAAAAUAGAGUUGAUAAUGAGGGAAAGAAGAUUGAAGCUGUUGACAUUGUUGAUGGGAAGGAGCUUCUUUUGUCUGCUGGGAAGAAGAACAAGAUGAUUAUAAGGAUACCUUAA
Molecule: messenger RNA, 1401 nt
Organism: Macadamia integrifolia
Lineage: Eukaryota; Viridiplantae; Streptophyta; Magnoliopsida; Proteales; Proteaceae
Product: tyrosine--tRNA ligase, chloroplastic/mitochondrial-like
Exons: 2
Coding region: 1-1401 (466 amino acids)
Biological process (GO): tyrosyl-tRNA aminoacylation
Cellular component (GO): mitochondrion; cytosol; chloroplast stroma
Molecular function (GO): ATP binding; RNA binding; tyrosine-tRNA ligase activity
Source: RefSeq, a predicted model, not a curated record